Messenger RNA from Oryza brachyantha (malo sina), 2301 nucleotides. Its product is annotated as WD repeat-containing protein WDS homolog. The transcript is spliced from 4 exons. Gene Ontology annotation, molecular function: protein binding. NCBI's taxonomy places the organism in Eukaryota, Viridiplantae, Streptophyta, Magnoliopsida, Poales, Poaceae. The record is from RefSeq and is a predicted model, not a curated record. The coding region runs from base 379 to 1995 and encodes 538 amino acids.
UUUGCCCGGACAGAUCCGGAGGGGGAGAAGCCCGUAGCGCCUCAAUUUUUGAUCGGAUCAUUUGUAAAUGUGUGAAUCCACACCGCCACCCACAAAUUCGCUCGAAUUAUCCGAUAAAUUUUGUGGAUUUUGGAGCUUUCGCUGUCGUUUUGUGUCGGUUAGUGCGUGGGGAUUUUGAUCGUUUUCGAGGUGGAUGUUUUUUUUGGUUGAGUUCGUUUUUGGAGAGGGGAAAUUUUGUGUCUUUUUUGUUACUUUUUUUUGAUUGAUCCGCGUAUUGCGCUCGAAAAAUUGGGGCUUUUGUUGGGUUUAGGCUUGGAUUUUUUAGUGUGGGGUUUUUGGCGGCUGCUUGGGGUGUGAGAUUCCUCAAGCUGGCGAUCCAUGGACAUGGCCGCGAGCUCUGUCUCUUCCCGUGGCGAGGCACAGAGCGGGCCGGCCGGGCGCCGGCUCGGCGAGCGGGGGCUCGUGGACCGCGAGGAGCUGGUGCGCGUCAUCGCGCAGUCGCUCUACUCGCUCGGGUACCGGAAGGCGGCGGCGGCGCUGGAGGCGGAGUCCGGCGUGCCGCUGUACCCGCCGGAGCACGACCGCCUCCUGUUCGACGUAAUGUCUGGCCGGUGGGACGCGUGCGUGGCGACGAUUCGCUCCGUCGCGGGCCUCGGGGACGGGGACCGUGCGGCCGCGGAGUUCCUGGUGUGGAGAGGGUGCUUCUUGGAGCUUCUGGGGAUCGGCGAUGCUGGGCUGCCGCGUGCGAGGGAGGUGCUCUGGCGCCGGAUCGCCCCUCUCGUCAUUGACCGGGAGUGCGUGCACUGGCUGGCACGCGCAAUGAUCUCGUGCGAGGGGGCGGUCGCGCCCGAUGCUGUGGUCGGGUGGAGGAUUGGGCUUUUCUUGGAUCUGGUUGAUGCUUUCCCGCCAUGGUUCCAUGUGCCAAGCGGUCGGCUUGAGCUUCUGGUGGAGAAUGCGGUUAUCCAGCAGGUUUCCUCCUGUGUAUAUCACAACUCGCCGGAUGAGAUCACUCUAUUUGAGGAUCAUAAGUGCCCUGAAGAACAGAUUCCUUCGAAAUGUUCGCAGAUAUUAUGUGGUCAUAACAAUGAAGUUUGGUUUGUAAGGUUCUCAAAUGAUGGAAACUACCUGGCAUCAUCUUCAAGUGAUUGCACGGCCAUCAUAUGGAAGGUGGAAGAGGAUGAUACACUAACCAAGAAACACUGUCUUGAGGGUCACAAAAAUCCAAUUUCUUUUGUUGCCUGGAGUCCGAAUGACAGAAUGCUGCUCACUUGUGGUAAUGGGGAAUCAGUAAAACUGUGGAAUGUUGCUACUGGUGAAUGUAGUCUUAAAUUUAGCAGCUCAGUGGACCAUAUUAUCAAUUCAUGUGCUUGGUUUCCUAAUUCGGAGAAAAUAGUGUGUGCCAGCUGUGAGCCUGACAGUUCUCCAAAUAGGAUCUUCACCUGUGACCUAGAAGGUCAAGAACUGGAAGCAUGGGUUGGAGAUAGAAUACCCAAAGUCAGUGAUAUAGCUGUGACUCCUGAUAGCAAACAUCUUAUCUGUGUAUGUUCCAGUGAAAUUUGGAUUCGAGAACUUCCAAAGGGACGGGAAUGGAAAAUACGUGAGCAGCAAACGAUUUCAUCGCUUUCUCUAUCGGGUGAUGGGCAUUCACUGAUCGUCAACCUUAACAGCCAGGAAAUUCAUUUGUGGAAAAUCAGUGAAAGUAAUACUGUGCCAGAUAAAUUCAAGGGACACAAGCAAUUAAAGUUUGUGAUUAGAUCUUGCUUUGGUGGAUCAAAUUCUAUGUUCAUUGCUAGCGGCAGUGAGGAUUCCCAGGUCUACAUUUGGAAUAGACACCUGGAGACACCAAUAAAGGUUUUAUACGGCCAUUCACUUACUGUAAAUUGUGUGAGCUGGAACCCUGCUAGGCCACACAUGCUGGCUUCUGCAAGUGAUGACCGCACAGUUCGGAUUUGGCUAGCGAACAAAGGUUCAUAUCGGUGCAUCGCCCAUGGUUGACGGCUUGACGCUGAAGUUUUGUAUGAUUUCCCUGUAAAAUGUAUAGUUGUACAUUUUGGAUGUAGUAGUGUAGUGUGCACAGAGCAGCUGAGAAUUUUUCCCGUGGACCUUUUUUAGCUACUUCAGAGGCAAACUUUGAACAGGCAGAGGCCCAGAGGUAGCAGUAGUAUAGUACAUGUAUUAUGCCUGGUACCGAUAAAAGUUUUGCUCGUUCCCUCUGUAAAGAAUCACAGAUGCAUCAGAACUCGGUACUGUAUAUUUUAUGAAGUUGGUACUCAUUGGUAUUGAUAUGUCUGGAUGACUGGA